AGAGGCGGAGACGUGUGGGUUGUGGAGCCCAGUACGGUGUCUCAACUGGCUUCCAUUUCGGUCUUCCACAACUCCGAACAAUUCGAUAAUCCUAUACUUUUUUUUUUUGUUUUACUUUUCUUUCUGCUAAAGCUCAGAUCUAAUCCAUGGCUUCUCCUUGUCGGAGCUAGGGUUUUUCACCUACUUAUUGCACCCAUUCUUCUUCCAUUUCUCUUCCAUUUUCAUUCUGUUGGAGCUUCCUGUUUCUUCCAUUCGUUUUCUCGUUCUGCUGCUGAUUCUUCCGCUUCGUUUCUUGCCAUUGGUGCGUUAUGGCACCCAAACCAGGUUCAGCUGAUGGUAGGACCAGGAGCUCUUUUCAAAUUUUCAUAGUUAUAGGUUUGUGUCUGUUCUUCUACAUACUAGGCGCAUGGCAACGUAGUGGUUUUGGUAAGGGAGAUAGUAUAGCUAUGGAGAUUACUAAGACUGGAUCAGACUGUAAUAUAGUUUCAAAUUUGAAUUUUGAGAAUCAUCAUGGAGGUGAGGUUGAGACUAUUGAUGAAUCAAAAUCGAAAACUAAAAUGUUUGAGUCAUGUGAUGCUGAGUACACUGAUUACACCCCUUGUCAAGAUCAGAAGCGUGCAAUGACCUUCCCCAGGAAUGACAUGAUUUACCGUGAGCGACAUUGCCCUGUUGAGGAAGAAAAGUUGCAUUGCCUCAUACCAGCCCCCAAAGGAUAUGUAACUCCCUUCACUUGGCCAAAGAGUCGAGACUAUGUUCCAUUUGCAAAUGCACCUUAUAAGAGUUUGACUGUUGAGAAGGCUGUACAGAACUGGAUUCAGUAUGAGGGCAAUGUAUUUAGAUUCCCGGGAGGAGGAACUCAGUUUCCUCAAGGGGCAGAUAAAUAUAUUGAUCAGCUUGCUGCUGUGGUUCCUAUUAAAGAUGGGACAGUUAGGACUGCUCUUGACACUGGAUGUGGGGUUGCAAGUUGGGGUGCAUACCUUCUGAGUCGACAUGUAUUAGCCAUGUCGUUUGCACCACGAGACUCUCAUGAAGCACAGGUUCAAUUUGCUCUUGAAAGGGGAGUUCCUGCAGUUAUUGGUGUUCUGGGUACUGUGAAGCUGCCUUAUCCAUCUAGAGCCUUUGACAUGGCUCACUGUUCUCGAUGCUUAAUCCCUUGGGGUGCAAAUGAUGGAAAAUAUCUAAUGGAAGUUGAUCGAGUUCUUAGACCAGGUGGUUAUUGGGUGCUUUCGGGUCCUCCAAUCAACUGGAAGACUAAUUAUAAGUCAUGGCAGCGUCCUAGAGAAGAACUUGAGGAGGAGCAGAGAAAGAUUGAGGAGGUCGCCAAGCUUCUUUGCUGGGAAAAGAAGUCUGAGAAGGGUGAGAUUGCUAUUUGGCAGAAGAGAGUAAAUAUAGAUUCAUGUCGUGACAGACAGGAUGAUUCUCAAGAUAUCUUUUGCAAAUCGCCUGUGUCAGAUGAUGUCUGGUAUGAAAAAAUGGAGACCUGCAUUACUCCAUAUCCUAAUGUUGAGAGCUCUGAUGAGGCUGCUGGUGGUGAACUGAAGACAUUUCCUGCAAGACUUUAUGCUGUUCCUCCUAGAAUUUCUAGUGGAUCUGUUCCUGGCAUUUCUGUCCAAGCCUAUCAGGAGGACAAUAACAAAUGGAAGAGGCAUGUGAAGGCUUACAAGAAGAUCAAUAGUCUUCUUGAUACUGGAAGAUAUCGUAAUAUUAUGGAUAUGAAUGCUGGUUUGGGAAGCUUUGCUGCAGCCCUUGAAUCUUCUAAACUAUGGGUAAUGAACGUGAUGCCCACUAUAGCUGAGAAAAAUACUCUUGGUGUCAUCUAUGAACGAGGGUUAAUUGGCAUCUACCAUGACUGGUGUGAAGCUUUCUCCACGUAUCCUAGGACAUAUGACCUCAUUCAUGCCCAUGGCCUUUUCAGUUUGUACCAGGACAAAUGCAACAUGGAGGACAUUCUCCUGGAGAUGGACAGGAUUCUGAGACCCGAAGGAGCAGUGAUCUUCCGGGAUGAAGUCGAUGUACUCAUUAAGGUGAAGAAGAUGAUCGGAGGGAUGAGAUGGGAUACAAAAAUGGUGGAUCAUGAGGACGGUCCGCUCGUGCCCGAGAAGGUACUGAUUGCUGUUAAGCAGUAUUGGGUUGUAGGUGGAAAGAACUCCACAUCACACUGAAUCUCUAUUAAACCUUUGGCUACUUUCAAAAACCCCUCACUCUGAAUACACAACAGCACCCUUCUCCCACGAAUGUAGUCAUUUUGCUACUUACCACGACGGAGGGAAGUGGCGGGGGAUCGCAGAGGCCGCCGCCCAGCUAGUAGUAGUAGCUCAGCUGCAGGUGCGCUUUGUUUCAAUUUUCCCCUCCUUUUUUGAGCCUUUUUGUAGACCAAGACAAUCAAAAUGCCUUACCUCUCAUUUCUAUGCCCUUAUUUUGUACUCUAAUUUAUUGUCAUCCACAUACCCCUUCCUCCAAAGAGAGAAAUAUCAACGUGUUUGGGUUGGGUGGGGUCGGGUUUGGUUCAAUUCGUUUUUUUUUUUGCGUUGUAAUUCUAUUAUGUUACUAAUUUAUUUAAUGCCUAUAUCUUUGGUGAUUCCUUUUGUUU
Molecule: messenger RNA, 2590 nt
Organism: Cucurbita moschata (crookneck pumpkin)
Lineage: Eukaryota; Viridiplantae; Streptophyta; Magnoliopsida; Cucurbitales; Cucurbitaceae
Product: probable methyltransferase PMT2
Exons: 7
Coding region: 309-2162 (617 amino acids)
Cellular component (GO): trans-Golgi network; endosome; cytoplasm
Molecular function (GO): methyltransferase activity
Source: RefSeq, a predicted model, not a curated record